Messenger RNA from Eleginops maclovinus (Patagonian blennie), 1926 nucleotides. Its product is annotated as E3 ubiquitin-protein ligase RNF126-like. NCBI's taxonomy places the organism in Eukaryota, Metazoa, Chordata, Actinopteri, Perciformes, Eleginopidae. The record is from RefSeq and is a predicted model, not a curated record. Gene Ontology annotation, cellular component: cytoplasm. The transcript is spliced from 9 exons. Gene Ontology annotation, molecular function: ubiquitin protein ligase activity. Bases 108 to 1043 code for a protein of 311 amino acids. Gene Ontology annotation, biological process: protein ubiquitination.
UGUCUAGCUGCCACGGUAACAUUACGUCUUUUCCGCUGCAAAAGUCAGGUUUAGUUGUCCCUUUUUGCUACCCGUCCGUAUCGUACGAACUAGCCUCCUGCUUAGAAAUGGCUGAAGCUCCACAACGGCCCUGCCGGUUUUUCUGUCACCGGUGUUCGGCAGAAAUCAGUCCGCGUCUACCGGACUACACCUGUCCACGCUGUGAUUCGGGUUUCAUUGAGGAGCUGUCUGAGGAAAGAAGUACUGAAAAUGGGUCCGCAUCCACGUCCUCUACCAGUGAUCAGAACCGGCCAGCUUUUGAGAGCAUGGAUCACCAACAAUUGUUCACAUUUCCCUCUGGGUACGGUCCAUUCGCACUUGGGAUUUUCGAUGAGAACUUCGACCUUCGAACGCGGCUACCCACAGAGGACAACAGAGAGACAGAAAACAGGAGAGAAAGGGAAAUGGCUUCGCGGCAACGAUACAGUGCACGGCAACCACGGGGUCGACAUGUUCCUCGAAGACAGGGUACGCGCCAUGAAGGAGUGCCCACAUUAGAGGGAAUUAUUCAGCAGCUAGUAAAUGGAAUAAUAGCACCUACAGCCAUGCCAAAUAUGGGGAUGGGACCAUGGGGUAUGCUACAUUCUAAUCCAAUGGAUUAUGCGUGGGGAGCCAAUGGUCUUGAUGCUAUCAUUACACAAUUGUUGAACCAGUUUGAAAACACGGGCCCGCCUCCUGCAGACAGGGAAAGGAUAAAGAGUUUACCUACAGUUACCAUCACAGAGGAACAUGUGGGUGCUGGUUUAGAGUGCCCUGUGUGCAAAGAAGACUACAGCGUUGAGGAGAAUGUCAGACAGCUGCCUUGCAAUCAUUUGUUUCACAAUGCCUGUAUAGUGCCAUGGCUGGAACAGCACGAUACAUGUCCUGUCUGCAGGAAGAGUUUGAGUGGACAGAACACAGCCACAGACCCACCUGGGUUAUCAGGAAUGAACUUCUCUCCUUCAUCCUCCUCUUCUUCCUCCCCUAGCUCACCUAACAAUGAGAAUGCUGCCAGAAACUCUUAGAUUUUCACCAUCACCACACAUCUGAAAACCUCACAACUUAAGCCAAGCGAGACCCAACGGGCUCCAAGCUAAGAACAGGACAGUGAUCCGUCUCAUUUCUAGGGGACGAUGUGGGUUUGAGUUGAACUCUGACUCUGAAAGUCAUCAUUCCUCCCCCUGUGCUGACUGGACUCCCGGUCCAGAGCCUGCUGCUAUUGUUGCCGAGUAUUUGAGGUGGUGGGACUGGGGGAUGUAGAUGGAGGAUCCUGAAAGGCUGUGACGAUAACAAUAAGCGGUGCGGAGUUUGAGCCGGAGUGGACUGCUUUUUGACAGAGACAUGUCAAGUCUGGGACAUAUUUUUUAUUCAAAAGACUGUUGCAACUUUUUUAGAAGCCUGUGGUGGUGCAGAGUGCAUAGAUGUGUAGAUAAAGAAUUUGAUAUCAUCGGUCAGCCGCUGUACAGCUAGUGGAUCAAACUUAAACCUUGUGGAAAGUGAUGCACUUUUUUUAUUUUGCACACAAUUGUUUCUAAUGUUGGGAAUGUGGAUUUGGGUAAACUACUGAACAAAAAAACAAACAUUUCUGCAGUGAAAAAGUAGUUUUUAUUCUGUUUUUUUUUUAUUAGAGCUUAAUCCAGUGUGUUUGUUGCAAAGUGACAAGGUUAAGAUCCGCAUUGCAGUGGACACGUUUUUAAUACCAACAAAAAAUCAUAACGAAAUACUUAUUUAUUGUACCCUUGCCCAAGACCCAAAUUGAGCACUGUAAAAAGAAAACAACCAUAUAAAAAAGGCAUGGGAACAUCUUACCUCUUUGAAACUGGCCAAAUGUGUGUCACUAACAAGUGUUUAAAUAGUAUUUGCUGAUUUUUCGUACAGUCACAAUAAUAAAUAAAGUGCUAAAACAAA